AUGGACGGCUACGAGACUCACGCGGCAGAUGGUGAGAAUGGAGAUGUUGAAGUAUCAGAUGAGGAGGAGGACGGCAGUUCAGAGUCGGAGGGGGAGAGAGAAGAGCAGCCAAUGGAUGCGGGUGCUGGUGUCCAACAGGCUGUCCCAUCAGUACUCCGUGAAAUAUUUGGGGAGGCAUUUAACGGACUUAAUCAAUCAGGAAACAACGGAAACAUGCGCUCGGGGGGUGUGGGAUUAUCAAUUCCAACAGCAGCAGAGAUUGGAGGAUUAGGGGAGAUGGGAGGAGCAUCCGAGAGUGGAGGAUUGGACGAGCGGGGAGGAGCAGGCGACAGCGGGGCGGGGAGGGGAGGAGAAGAGAGCGGGGCAGGGAGGGGAGGAGCAGCCGAGAACGCGGCGGGUAGGGGAGGAGCAGCAGGGAGCGAGGCGGGGAGGGGAGGAGCAGUCGAGAGUGGGGUAGAGAGGGGAGGAGAAGAGAGCGGGGCAGGGAGGGGAGGAGCAGCCGAGAACGCGGCGGGUAGGGGAGGAGCAGCAGGGAGCGAGGCGGGGAAGGGAGGAGCAGUCGAGAGUGGGGUAGAGAGGGGAGGAGAAGAGAGCGGGGCAGGGAGGGGAGGAGCAGCCGAGAACGCGGCGGGUAGGGGAGGAGCAGCAGGGAGCGAGGCGGGGAGGGGAGGAGCAGUCGAGAGUGGGGUAGAGAGGGGAGGAGCAGCAGGGAGUGGGGCGGGUAGGAGAGGAGCAGCAGGGAUCGGGGCAGGGUUGGGAGGAGCAUCAGCAGGGACAGGGAGGGAAGGAGCAGCAGGGAGCGAGGCAGAGAGGGGAGGAGCAGUCGAGAAUGGGGUAGGGAGGGGAGGAGCAGCAGGGAGCGAGGCGGGGAGGGGAGGAGCAGUCGAGAGUGGGGUAGAGAGGGGAGGAGCAGCAGGGAGUGGGGCGGGUAGGAGAGGAGCAGCAGGGAUCGGGGCAGGGUGGGGAGGAGCAUCAGCAGGGACAGGGAGGGAAGGAGCAGCAGGGAGCGAGGCAGAGAGGGGAGGAGCAGUCGAGAAUGGGGUAGGGAGGGGAGGAGCAGCAGGGAGCGGGGCGGGGAGGGGAGGAGCAGUCGAGAGUGGGGUAGCGAGGGGAGGAGCAGCAGGGAGCGGGGCGGGUAGGAGAGGAGCAGCCACAAGUGGGGUAGGGAGGGGAGGAGCAGCAGGGAGCGGGGUGGGUAGGAGAGGAGCAGCCACAAGUGGGGUAGGGAGGGGAGGAGCAGCAGGGAGCGGGGCGGGUAGGAGAGGAGCAGCCACAAGUGGGGUAGGGAGGGGAGGAGCAGUAGGGAGCGGGGUGGGUAGGAGAGGAUCAGCAGGGAUCGGGGCAGGGAGGGGAGGAGCAGAGAGCGGGGCAGGGAGGGGAGGAGCAGAGAGCGGGGCCGGAAGGGGAGGAGCAGCAGCAAGUGGGGCGGGGAGGGGAGGUGCAGGAUGGAGUGGUGGAGUGGCGGGUGAGAUGGGAAUUGACCACAACAACCCCACACCUGGUGACGCCUCGCAAAACAAUGGUGACAACGUGGUUCGUUUUAGACUGAGCGGCUGUGGUGGAGGAGGCGGACUCAGAGGCAACGGGCCAUACAGACCAGACCCCAGUCCCUGA
This is a messenger RNA of Closterium sp. NIES-65, 1614 nucleotides long. The record is from the annotation of a GenBank genome assembly. NCBI's taxonomy places the organism in Eukaryota, Viridiplantae, Streptophyta, Zygnematophyceae, Desmidiales, Closteriaceae.